Molecule: messenger RNA, 6714 nt
Organism: Pectinophora gossypiella (pink bollworm)
Lineage: Eukaryota; Metazoa; Arthropoda; Insecta; Lepidoptera; Gelechiidae
Exons: 1
Coding region: 1101-6476 (1791 amino acids)
Biological process (GO): DNA integration
Molecular function (GO): nucleic acid binding
Source: RefSeq, a predicted model, not a curated record
UUAAUUUUUAUUUUUUAUUUUUUACUACGAAGUGUCACCUGGCAACACUAAUUUUGACAGCGAAUAUCAAUCGAGUCACGAUUGUCAACAAUAAUAUUUUUUUUUUAUUUUGUAAACAUUGAACUUAAAAAUACAUAAUAUCAAGACCCAAAAGAACAUUAUUUUAAAACCUUUAUGUCCCCUAAGCGACAUAAAGUGGCGACCGUUCGACGAGACACCUACAAUUUUCGGAUAGAAGACCGAUACAUAAAAUUGUUGACAACGUGUGGCACGUGCUCCGGCUGCGACAUCCAGUUAAAAAACCAGAUAAGUGUUCAGUCCUUUCUCUCCCACUGUUCCUCACCUAAAUCUUCCGUUCACCUACCUAUAAUCUUUAAUAUCCUAACCUAAAAUUCUAAACAAAUAAUAGUUUUCAUACGAAGUUUAGCAAGUGAUAUCAAAGGUCACUCUACUUUUGCAAAUAAGUACUUAAGUGUUUAUUUACAGUGUAAGGCUAUUAUUUCAUCUUAAUAAUUAAAAUAAGAAAGGUUAUUUACAUAAAAAUUACAAUAAUAAUUGUACUAUGCUAAUUAGAAUUCAUACAGUAUACAUAACUACAUAAAAAUAAUCUACUUAAAAUAUAAACUUUAUGUACAGUUAUACUUACCUUAUCUACAGUAUUUCUUAAUUUAUAGUGCCUAAACUUACACAAAUAAUAUUACUACAAGUAAUUCAAAUACAUAAAUAGGUAUAAAACAUUUUUUACAACAGUUAGUUUGGUUAGCAUUCAAAGUUAAAUUCAUUUUGAAUAAUUCUAAAAAUAGAUUACCAUAAGUGCCUAUUUAUCAACCUUGCACUCAUAGUUUUCCCGUUGCACAUACUUUCAGGUUCAAAGUCAGGUGAAUUCAAUCAAGUGCCGACUGGUGUUGUUAUCUUUUGUAGUCAGCUGAUUAUUUGGGCAACCUACUCAUCUGGAUGCUGCAAAGCGGGGAGCUUGGGAUAGGUUGUAUUUGACGUCUUUAUUUCACAUUUCCUGCUAAUUUCUUAAUUCAUGAGGUAUUACUGUUUUCUGAAUUACUAUUUUCUCUUUGCAUAUAGUAUACAUUUUUGUAAUUUUCAACAUGAGUACUUCAAAUGAAGCCAUGAAGGGUACUUCAGAUAAAGGUCUGUCCGCUAAAAGGAGCUCAAUUAGAGGGCAAAUAACAAAAUUUAGAAAUUAUUUAGACAAAAUCAGUACAGCUAAAGUAUUGAGUAGUAUUGAAUUAAUCGAGUUAUCAAUAAAAAUUACAAAGAUUGAGGCUUUGGCAGGAAAAUUUGAUGAGCUGCAAACUGAGCUCGAGGUUCUUAAUCAGCAUAAUUUAGAUGCAGAAUUAGCAAUUCGAGACAGCAUAGAACAAGAUAUCAUAUUUUGUAUUGCCACGGCAAAAAAAUUAUUUGAAGAAUUCCAAACUACAAAUAACGAGACGCGACGUAGCUCAGGGCGCCCAGAAACUGAAUGUCAAUCUGAUCAUAAUCAGGAUUUAGGUAUAAAAUUACCACAAAUUCAAAUAAAUAAAUAUGACGGAUCAUACUUUAGGUGGCUGGACUUCCGGGAUACAUUUGUUAAUCUUGUGCACAAAAAUCCUAAAUUAACAUCCAUACACAAGUUCCAUUACCUGGUUUCAUAUUUGGAAGGAGAAGCCGCUCGCAUAAUAUCUAACUUGGAAAUUUCCUCUAGCAACUAUGAGCUAGCAUGGAAAUUGUUAAUCGAGCGCUACGAUAACAAGCGGUUAUUGGUAAAUCACCAUUUAAAUUCCUUAUUUAAUAUCCAAACACAAAAAGAGUCUGAAAAGUCACUAAGGUUCCUUGUAGACCAUGUGACAAAAAAUCUGCGCGCUUUAGCCACAUUAGGGCAACCAACCGAUAAGUGGGACAUUUUAAUAAUAUACAUGCUUACAUCUAAACUUGAUGCCAGAACCCUUCUCAAAUGGGAAGAGCAUCGAAACACGCUUGAUGACCUUCCAACGUUAGAAAUAUUUUAUAAAUUCUUAAUAGACCGUGCAGAUGUGAUUGAAGCUAUGAAUAGGAAUCGCUUUAAUAAUCAAAACAGCAACUCAUCAAACCAGACACAAAAUAACAGCCAUUUCAAUCAGUCAGGUUCUAAAGAUUCACGCAACAAUAAUUUUCAACAUUUUAAUAAACAACAAAAGAGCACUUUUGUUCAUGCCAGCACUAGUCAAGAAAAGGCUAGCAUGUUUGUAUGCGUGAUUUGUAAUGAAAAUCAUAAAAUAUAUGAUUGUUCUGUUUUUAAGGCAAAGGGGGUGUCCGAUAAAUUGUCAGACGUUAAUAAAUAUCGUUUGUGUCAUAAUUGCCUUAAGCAGGGUCACCCUACUCAUGUAUGCCGUAUGGGCCCUUGUACCAUAUGUAAGAAACGUCAUAACACGUUGCUACAUUCGAACAAUCCGGAGUCUUCUGUUCAUACCAAUGCCUCCCUUAAUGACACAAAAAAUGGUCAAACUGAAAGUAUAGUGAACUUUUCAAAUCAAAACAUAACAAGCAAUAAACAAGUGAUUUUAUCUACUGCUUGGAUUAAAGUUUGCAAUCCUAUGACAAAUGAGACUGCCAAGGUUCGUGCACUGCUAGACUGCGGUAGCCAAUCAUCGUUUGUUACUACAGAGCUAAAACAAAAAUUGAAUUUGAUUUCUAACAAUACAAAUACAAUAAACAUAAUUGGAAUAGGCAAUAAUUGCACCAAUAAAGUCAAAGACAGUUGCGUUGUUCAGCUUAAGUCAUUAAAUUCUCCAUACCAAGCCACUUUGUCUUGCUUGGUAUUGGACGAGCUAACAGGUGAGUUACCAAAGGCUCCUAUAAACGCGCAAUGUUUAAAUCUGCCUAUUGAUCUGCAGCUGGCCGAUCCUAACUUUGACCAACCAGCACCUAUCGAUGUCUUGAUAGGGGCCGAUCUGUUUUGGGACGUUUUGAAGGGCGGCAGACGUUCUUUAGGUCCAAAUGCAAUGGAUCCCAAAUUACAAAACUCUCAAUUCGGUUGGUUGAUCGCCGGUUGCGUAGGUUUAAAUGCAUCAACUACAAUACAUUGCAAUCACGCAAUAGCAAGAACAGACAGCAUAAUUGAUUACUAUUUACCAAAGUUUUGGGAACUGGAGCAAAUACCACAAAAAUCAUUACUUAGCGAGAAUGAUAGACACUGUGAAAAACAUUUUAUUUCAAAUACUAGUCGCGAAGAAACCGGACGUUUUAAUGUGAGACUUCCCUUGGUAGAGUCCCCCGAUGUCCUAGGUGACUCCUACAAUGCAGCCAAGCGUCGUCUCCUAAACCUGGAAAAGAGAUUUAAAAGAUUACCAUUAUUAAAGGAAAAAUACACAGAAUUUAUUAAAGAAUAUGCCGAUUUAGGUCACUUAUCCGAAAGCCCAACUAAAAUUCCAGAUCCAGGUUACUUCCUGUGCCAUCACGCAGUCCUUAAAGAAGACAGUGAGUCUACAAAGCUGCGCGUGGUAUUUGACGGAUCAAACCCAACUUCCAGUGGUCGAUCACUAAACGACAUUUUAAUGGUUGGUCCCAGUAUACAGGAUUCCAUUUUUUCUAUAUUGCUCAGGGCGAGGCAGUACAAAUAUCUUUUAUGCGGUGAUAUAGAAAAGAUGUACCGCCAAGUUAACGUCAAUGAACAAGAUCGUAAUUUACAGUUGAUACUAUGGCGAGAUGAUGAAUCGCAACCAAUAAAAACUUUACAGCUCAACACGUUAACUUAUGGGACGGCCAGUGCCAGUUAUCUUAGUACUAGAUGUCUAUGGCAAAUUGGAGAAGAAUGUGAAGACACCGAAAUUAAAAUAAUAAUUCAGAAGGAUUUUCUAGUGGAUGAUCUCAUUACGGGAGCAGACACGGAAGCUAGGCUCUAUUACAUAAAAAAUGCUUUAGUAGAAACUUUAAAUAAGGGUUGUUUUAAACUAAGAAAAUUCAAAAGUAAUUUGUCAGCAUUGAUCAAAGAGAUUGCUUCACAAUCUCACGAACACUUAAAUAUCAGUGAGUCUACUAGUACUCUUGGAUUGGGAUGGAAUCCUCAUAGGGAUGUAUUACAUUUUCCUUUUCACCUGCCAAAAGACAUUUUUGGCAAAAUUACCAAGCGAUCCAUAAUGUCCAAUGCUUUUAAGAUUUAUGAUCCAUUAGGGCUUCUAGGACCAUGUAUAGUACAAAUAAAAAUGUUAUUGCAAGAUUUGUGGCAAUUAAAAAUUGAUUGGGACGAUGACGUUCCAAAGGACAUUGAAAGGUCAUGGAUUCAGAUAUGCGAAAAUAUCAAGUGUUUAGCAAAAUUUGAAAUUCCAAGGCGAGUUUCAUGUGACAGCCCUAAGUGUACCGAAGUACACAUAUUUUGUGAUGCGUCUCAGCGGGCUUAUGGAGCAGCUGCUUACGUCAAAACGGUUAGUCAAAAUGAUGAAGUAACUGUUAGGUUGUUGUGCGCAAAGUCAAGAGUGGCAAGCCUGAAACCAGUUACAAUUCCACGUCUAGAGCUUUGUGCCGCACUCCUUGGUGCUCAGCUAUCCCAAAGUGUAUCCGAAUCCUUGCGUCGUAAACCGGAUCGAUUCGUGCAUUGGUCAGAUUCCAGUGUAACAUUAUCCUGGCUGCGGGCGAAUCCUAGGAAACUCAAGACCUUUGUAGCCAAUCGCGUUGUGGAAAUUAAUGAAUUAAUUCCUUUAUCAAGCUGGCGAUACGUACCUACGGAUUUGAAUCCGGCUGAUAUGGUGUCGCGUGGAGUCAAUCCCAAACAGCUGAUGGAUUCAGAUCAGUGGUGGCUUGGUCCAAGUUUCCUGACACAGCCCGAAUCCAAAUGGCCGGUUCUUACUGCACCUGAAAAUAAAAACAUACCUGAAAUUAAAAUAAAUAAAUUAAACACUAAAACAAUAAAUACACUUACAGCUAUAAAUAAAAAUUACUUACCUGAUACCGGUGAUAACUUACCUGCAUCUCCAACCGACGAACCUGAAAUAAAAAAUAAUGUAUGUACAUAUGAUCAGCCAAUAUUAAAAUGCGAAAACUUUUCAAAAUUCAUGAAAUUGCAAAGAACAGUAGCCUAUGUUAACAGAUUUAUAAACAACAUAUAUGUAAAAAUACGAAAAACCAAGCGUAGUGGUCAUCUAACUACUGACGAAUUAAAGGAAGCUUUUCAUUACCUUUGUAGAAUUUCACAGCAAGAAUCCUUUCCUGAAGAAUAUAAAACACUAUCAAAGGGUUUAGAAUUAAAAUCAAAAUCUAACAUUUUAUCAUUAAAUCCUUAUUUUGAAAAUGGUUUAAUUAGAGUAGGUGGCCGCAUAGAUGCUUCUAAUUACUCCUAUGAUAAAAGACAUCCAAUUUUAUUAGAAUCCGCGCAUCAUGUAACUAAAUUGUUAUUUGAAUGGGAACACUUACAAAAUUUGCACGCAGGUCCUCAGCUCCUUUUAUCCAUCUUAAGAGAAACUGUUUGGCCAGUAAACGGAAGGCGUCUUGCACGGCGUACAAUUAGCAGAUGCGUUAGGUGUCGUCGUGUACAAGGAAAAACUUUAGUGCCUAAAAUGGGUGAUUUACCAAGCAAACGUUUAAAUGCAGAUUUUCCCUUUAUUUCUGUGGGGCUAGACUUUGCGGGUCCUUUUCAAAUAUUAAACCGUAAGGGACGUGGAGCUAAAUUAAUCAAAUGCUAUAUGUGCCUAUUUGUUUGCUUGAAAUACAAAUGUAUCCACCUGGAAAUAGUGAGUGAGCUCUCAAUGAAUGCGUUUAUAAUGACAUUUCAACGUUUUGUUUCUCGGCGCGGCAAGCCAGCCGAAGUAUACUGUGAUAACGGCCGCAACUUUGUGGCUGCCGAUAAGGAACUCAAAAAAUAUUUACAAUUGCAACAAGAAGCUCUUGGUGAGUUUGCCGCUCAGGAGGGCGUUAAAUUUAGCUUUAUCCCAGCAUAUAGCCCCCACUUUGGUGGCAUCUAUGAGGCAGGAAUUAAAUCGGCAAAAUUUCAUAUAAAGCGUGUAAUGGGUAAUUGUAAUUUAACCUUUGAAGAAUUAGGUACAUUAUUUGCAAAAGUGGAGGCGAUUUUGAAUAGUCGGCCAAUUUGUCCUUUAUCGUCCUCUCCUACAGACUUUACCUCUCUUUCCCCUGGACACUUCAUCAUCGGACGUCCACUGGUGGCUCUACCUACACCUCCUCUGGAGCAACGUUCUACGAGCGCACUUAAACGUCAUGAGCGGCUAGAGCAGCUGAAACAACACUUUUGGGCCAGAUGGCAAAGAGAGUUCAUAUCAGAGUUGCAACAAAGAUUGAAAUGGAAAACGUCUGUAAAACAAGGCAAUCUGAAAAUUGGCGAUUUAGUCUUAAUUCAAGAAGACUAUGUUCCUCCGAUGUGUUGGCGCAUGGGACGAGUACUACGGCUAUUUCAUGGACCCGAUGGCAUAGCUCGAGUAGCCGAUAUAAAUACCACUAGAGGUAUCAUAAGAAGAGCAUUGGUGCGCCUAUGCCCUCUUUACCCGAUUGAAGACAAAUGAAGAUCCUGAAAGCAGUAUCUUUCAGCCCAGGCGGAGUAUGUUACGCCUCUGGCUUAAUUUUUAUUUUUUAUUUUUUACUACGAAGUGUCACCUGGCAACACUAAUUUUGACAGCGAAUAUUAAUCGAGUCACGAUUGUCAACAAUAAUAAUUUUUUUUUAUUUUGUAAACAUUGAACUUAAAAAUACAUAAUAUCAAGACCCAAAAGAACAUUAUUUUAAAACCUUUAUGUCCCCUAA